Mugil cephalus (flathead mullet) is the source of this 3023-nucleotide messenger RNA. Its product is annotated as dual specificity phosphatase 29-like. The coding region runs from base 377 to 1009 and encodes 210 amino acids. The record is from RefSeq and is a predicted model, not a curated record. NCBI's taxonomy places the organism in Eukaryota, Metazoa, Chordata, Actinopteri, Mugiliformes, Mugilidae. Gene Ontology annotation, biological process: negative regulation of MAPK cascade; protein dephosphorylation. The transcript has 3 exons. Gene Ontology annotation, molecular function: protein tyrosine/serine/threonine phosphatase activity; MAP kinase phosphatase activity. Gene Ontology annotation, cellular component: cytoplasm.
CAGAGCGGUUAUACAAUCUGCGCCCUGACUCGAGAACUGCCAGAACUAAACCGUUACCAUGUUCUGCCUUUAAGGGCUGCUUCGCUAAAAAAAAGAAGAAGAAGAAGAAGAAGAAGAAAAACAAAAAAACAAGCUGCCAAAAUGAUGAAAAACCAAAUUCACGGGUGAGGAAACAAAAUAAAAACAAAAAAAAAAAAAAAAGAAAGGAAGAGAGGGAAGGACUUCGAUCUCUCGGUGAGUGGUGGAGGUGCAGGAGGAGAUGCACGAGGAGAAACAAAACAAACUACCUUUUCAUGGGGGAGAAGGAAGUGUUUUUCUUUUUUUUUUUCUACUUCAGUAAAUAAAUCAUGUGUGAAAGGAAGCCGCGGUGAGAGAAAUGGCUUCUCCCAAGUCAAAGAUAAAUGCUACAAAGGUGGCGGCGGCAGCAGCAGCGGCUCAAGAAUCCGGUCCCGUGGAUGAUUACGUCACGCCCGGGGGCUACGAGCUGGAGAAAAUCCUCAACCGUGGGAGCGUAGCUUACACCCAUGUCAACGAGGUCUGGCCUAACGUUUAUAUUGGGGACGAAGAGACGGCGAAGGACAAGUACAAGCUGAGGGAGCUGGGGAUUACGCACGUCCUGAACGCAGCAGAGGGGACGUGGAACAACGUGGACACCGGGCCCGGUUACUACGGCGACAUGGACGUCGUCUACUACGGCGUGGUGGCGGAGGACGUGCCAGCCUUUGACCUCAGCCAGCACUUCUUCUCUGCAGCCCGGUUUAUUCAGGAGACGCUGAAAGACCCUCAGAAUAAGCUGCUGGUGCACUGCGUGAUGGGGAGGAGUCGGUCCGCCACGCUCUUCCUGGCCUACCUCAUGAUCUGCGAGGACAUGACGGUGGUGGACGCCAUCGAGCACGUGAAGAGGCGCAGGAGGAUCAUCCCCAACUGGGGCUUCCUGAAGCAGCUGAGAGAGCUGGACCAGCACCUCCUGGAGAAGAGGAACGACCCCUCGGAGGAGGAGAGGAGCUGAUCGGACCGACGGCCGAGUCAGGGAAGGCGAAGUGCACAAAUGCGUUUAGGUAAAUCUCAAGCUGUGGUCGUGUGAGGACCAGGUCUUGGUGGAUCCAAAGAGGUUUAUUGGUUGACCCCAGGGAACUAACUAUAUGGAAGGAGUUGAUCUUCAGACACAGAGGAGGCCAGACUUGUCCUGCAAUGAAAGAGGAGAGAACUACAACCUCAACUUUAGCUCUAUAGCUUCAUACACCACUUAGCCGUAAGAUUAUGACCACCUGCAGACCAGAUACUUAAUAUAGUUUCCUGCAGCCAUCAUUCGCUUUUGUCUGUCAGUGGUCAUAAUGUUAUGGCCUGUCACCAAGUCCCACGUGUCGCGAGACAAACCGCAGUCUAAUAAAAGUCGAGAUCACUCGGGUGUCAGGUCUUCAUUUGUUUUUGUCGCUUGGAUUUUUUAAAACUUGAGACGCGGAGACGUUUUUAAGAAUCUCAAGUGAAUCAAGACUCAGAGCGGAAUUUUUUUUUUAUUUUAUUUUUAAAAUAAUAUUUAGUUUUAACAGCUGCCUGGUUCACCUUCAAAAAAAAAAAAAAUAAAGGAAAGAAAGAGAAAAAAAAAGCCUCUUAAAUGUCGUUUCAAAUUAAAAGGAGAACAAAUCCGAUACAUGGUCAAUCAUAAUUUAUUCUUAUGCUAAAAUGUACAGCAUUUUAAGUGACUGACAAAAGGAGAAAAAAGUCAUAAAUACAAGAAAUGUCAUUCUGUCUGAUUUGUGUGCACAUAGCCAGGUACCCCCCCCCCCCACCCUCACCCCGCCCCCCCCCUUGUUCUCACCAGCAACUCUGUACAGGUACAAAGGCUACAAAAGAGCAAUAUAAACAGAAACACAAGUACAAGUUGCGUUUUACAUGCAAUCCAUUAGCUUAGUUUGGUCUAUUCACAGGCUCUAUUCUUCUACACUUCGGUAAAAUAUAAAUCCAACAUUUUAUAAAGAUAGAAAACAAAUCUACAGAUGGAAUGAAAACGUAGCUUUUUUAAAGGCAUUAUGUAAAAUAUCGACUUUGGACUAAAUUUAUAUUUUCUUUAUUGUUAUUCAUCGCUAUAAUCAUUUAGUUUCUUUCUUUCUUUCUGUUUUUUUAUUCUUUUAAAUUCCGCCACACUUCUGGACACUUUGAAAUGUUUUAGAAUUCUUCAGGGUACAAACACUGAGAUAUGCUUUGUUAUUUUUGACAGAAAUCAGUCUGCUUUAUUAAACAGAAAGCUGCCUCAAGGAGAUCUCUUACAAAAAACUUCAGAAUUAUACAUACAUAUCAAUAAAACCUCUCAAACCAAACCAAAAAAAGAACAAAAAAAAGAACAAAAAAAAAAAAAAACAGGACUAAGUUUACAUUUUUUUUACAUUAUUAGAAUUAACAAAAUAUAGUUUCAUCUUUCUCCCCGUGCGGGGAAACCUAAUAAAGGCCAGAUAUUUUUAAAAUGGCUUGCUAUUAAGCACAACACUUGUACAGUACUACUCAAUGCACUGUCACUAACAGAGACUGAAGCAUGCUAGUUGUCACUUUACAAAAUAAGUACAAUAAUUUAAAUAUACAAAGGCAUGAGUAUAGUACAAACUAAUUGUCAGCACUGUUAGACAGGUACACUGAACAGGUUCAAACAGCCACUAUCUCCACUUGUAGCAGGCACAUUAAAUGGCUUCAUUUGAGGCUGCUACACGACUGCAAGACCACUGAUGAAAUCUCUACCUCUGAGCUCUGAACCCGCCUGGCCUAAAGACACAUCAGAGACACUAACACUAAUUAAAUAGAUUUUCAUCGUAAUGAUGUAAGGCUUCCCAUCCGGAGGAACAAAAAUACUUCUUUUUUUUUUUCUUUUUUUCCUUUUUUUUUUUUUAACAUUAGCUUCAAAGUUUACUCACUGAUGAAAAUUUUUGCAUUCUUUCCAAGUGCUGCUGCUGGUUUUUAAGUCAUAAACAAUAACAAAAAGACACCAAAAAAAGAAGAAGAAGAAGAAGAAGAAGAAGAAGGAGAAGAAGAAA